AUGGGUAGGAAAUCGAGAGCAAAAAUGAACAGGAAUCAGAAAACAAAGCCACCAGAACCGACGGUUGUCGAGGAGAUGCCUCAGGAAGUGGAGGAGUCAACAAGCAAACAAAUCGAACUCAAAAAAGAUGUAGAUAUCAAAAACACUACAUUCGACAGCAUUGAAGGAGUUCUGAGAUGGGUUGAUAGUCAUCACAGAGCUGGCCAAGAAAAGCUAGUGGAAGAAGGAGGAAAAGCUUUGGAGGAGCACAUCAUUAUGAAAUGCAGAACUGAAUUGAACAGAAAGUAUCAGGCAGUUUUCGACACUAUAACGGCGCUUGGCAACGACCCAGCAUCGGGGAAAUAUUCUGAACUGGACGACAUGAAGAUCGUGAGAGAGGAGUUGAAGUCUAUGGGAAUGGCCGAUGAGAGUGAGAACAAAGCAACUUCUUCGUCAGCAGCUAAAGCCCCUAAGAAGACUGCCAACCCAACGACUAAAAAUAACGGCGUCAUACAGAAGGACAUAUAUGCAUGGAUGGAUGAAAAGUUAAGAGUUCCUCCUGAUACUCCGCUUGUGACACAGUUCGAAGAUGUCUCCUUUGGACAGAAAGAAAUCAGAAUCAAUAACAAAACCUAUUCAGUGGGAGUGAGUCGUAUAUGGAACGAUGGACGGACCCCCGGCUACGUUCGAAGAAUCAAUCGCUACAACGGGCUCACUUACGAUUUGGAUCAGUUUGGUGUGCCGAAGCCUCGAACAGCCAAAUACCCUGGUGAAAUUACUAUUGGAACUGGAGAUGGAACUGGCGGUAGUCUCUUCUACGGCGUGCGUUACGAUUACAAAAAUUGUUGGUUAGAAGAGAAGGAAUCGCUUAGGGAAAAAGUCGAAUCUCGUCAUGAGUCUAUUUUACGCCACAAGAAAGUUUGCAAGACAUGCAGAGAAAAAAAGCAAGCAGAUGAUUCCGAGGAUGAAGUGGAGCUGAGUCACGAUGAGCAAGUUGAUGAGAAUACAAAAAACUGUCGGAAAUUCGCCGAAGACUUCAAGUACUUGGAAAGGGAGAUCAUGAUAUUUCAGUGCAUGAUUUGUAGAGCAGAAAAUAUGAAGCCACCUUUCAAAAUGUAUCUGGAAAUAACAAUCAUCACAGAAGACAGCGAGGUGGAUGAAAUCUUUCGCUUUGAAUACAACACCUCCGUGGAUCGGGUGUUCCAGUAUCUCGUCUACACCCUCUUCCAAUUCCCGGACCCGACAACAUUUUAUAUAAAGCGAUUGGGAUUGAACAACUCGAAUCUUCAAAUGUUCUUCCCUCCGGAAUGCAAGCUAGUAUACAAAGAGCUGAUCGUUGUCGGCAAUCUCUUUGACGCUUUUCUAGCACUCAACCCCAUCACUGACGAUAGUCCGUUAGCCCCAAUAAGAUAUUUGGAGCACCAUGGAGUGGAUUGGUUCGAUGACAGUUUCAACCGUCACCCACAAGCUCGACUAGCGAAUGCUCUUGUCAUUUCGAAUUAUGAGUCAUGCGCGUUCCUCCCGCCCCGGUAUUUUCCACGAAACAAAAAAAUCGUGGUUGAAUUCUUGGAUGGAACUGUGGAUAUUGAACGUUUCAAAACCUAUGUGGGUUUCAUGAGAAGUGAUUCGAUGCCAAAAGGAUCGAAACACAUCUUCAAUAUGAAAAAACAGUCAAUAGUUCUUCGUGUGCUCAGGGAGAUCAAGAAAAUGGAAUUCCCAAAGUGUUAUUUAACAGAAAAUGGAGUCGCGUCUUUCAAAAUGGAUGACAGCAAACGAUUGUUGGUUUAUUAUGUGGCUACCAAAUAUCCCGGUAUGAUCGACUAUCAACUCGUAUAUGAAGUCGACGAGUGUGCCUGGGUCUAA
Molecule: messenger RNA, 1842 nt
Organism: Caenorhabditis briggsae
Lineage: Eukaryota; Metazoa; Nematoda; Chromadorea; Rhabditida; Rhabditidae
Exons: 6
Coding region: 1-1842 (613 amino acids)
Source: RefSeq, a predicted model, not a curated record